Molecule: messenger RNA, 2387 nt
Organism: Python bivittatus (Burmese python)
Lineage: Eukaryota; Metazoa; Chordata; Lepidosauria; Squamata; Pythonidae
Source: RefSeq, a predicted model, not a curated record
AUCUGAACAUUCACAUUUUCCUGAAACAAAGGUUAUAGAAUCACUGGGAAUUAUUAUUUAUAAAGCUCUGGAUUAUGGUUUGAAAGAGAAUGAAGAGCGAGAGCUAAGCCCUCCCUUGGAGCAACUGAUUGAUCGUAUGACUAAUACAGUGGAAGCAGAUGCGAGCAAAGAUGAAGGUUAUGAAGCUCUGGAUGAAGGUGUAGAUGAGGAACAUAAAGAGAAUAUUGAAGUUAUACAGUCAUAUCGAGAUGUCAUGAAGCUUUGCGCUGCCCAUCUGCCAACCCAGUCAGAUGCGCCAAAUCACUAUCAAGCAGUAUGCCGUGCGCUAUUUGCUGAAACAAUGGAGCUGUACACGUUCUUGGCCAGAAUUAAAAGUGCUAGAGAGAAUUUAAAGAAAAUGCAGGAAAUGGACAAAGAAGGAAAUGAGGAAUCCAAUACUGAUCUUGAUGAAUUAAAAACUGCUGAUUGGGCACAGUUUUGGGUUCAAGUUAUGAGAGAUUUGCGAAAUGGUGUAAAACUUAAGAAAGUUCAAGAACGUCAAUACAACCCUCUUCCCAUAGAAUAUCAGCUCACUCCAUAUGAAAUGCUAAUGGAUGAUAUCCGAUCCAAGCGCUAUACAUUAAGAAAGGUUAUGGUCAAUGGGGAUAUCCCUCCACGGUUAAAAAAGAGUGCCCAUGAAAUCAUCUUGGACUUUAUCCGGUCGCGACCUCCGUUAAAUCCUGCAUCUGCAAGAAAGCUGAAGCCAACUCCACCACGACCACGUAGCCUCCAUGAAAGAAUUCUGGAAGAAAUAAAAUCUGAAAGAAAGCUGAGACCUGUCUCACCUGAUGAGAUCAGGCGUAGCAGGCUAGAUAUACCCACAUCAAUGGCCUCCACAAGCUUAUCAGAAAGCUGUAUAGCAAAUGGCAACUUGGAAUCCAAAGCAAAGGUAAAUGGCGUAGGUACAACGAAAUUAACAGUGCAGCGGAAGAGACUUUUGAAAGCUCCCACUUUGGCUGAACUGGGUAGCUCAGAUUCAGAGGAGGAGUCUAUACACAAAUCAGCCAGUAGUGGUAGUAUUUCUCCCUCCCAGAUGGAAGAUAUAUUUCUAGAGACCACAUCUGGAAAAAAGGUGCCUCCAAAAUUCUUGCCAAUAUCAUCUACACCGCAGCCAGAAAGGAGACAACCCCCUCAGAGGCGACAUUCCAUUGAGAAGGAAACGCCAACCAACGUACGGCAAUUCUUGCCUCCCACAAAACAGAGCUCCAGAUCACUUGAAAACCCCCUAAUUCUGUUGUUGUUUGGUCUUAUGAGAGUGAGGAGACUUCUUGUUCCAAGGAAGACACUUUUUUCAACCAUACAUACAGCUUCUCAGCUUAGUUCUCAUCCUUUUGAUGCAGUUUUGUUUGGAAUGGCAAGAACUGGGUAUUAUCUAUGUGAAAGAGUUUUUAACAAGUGGAAACCCUCAAAGGAGGAGUUUUGUUACCCAGUAGAAUGCCUGGCUCUCACAGUGGAAGAAGUAAUGCAUAUCCGUCAAGUGCUGGUAAAGGCAGAACUAGAGAAGUACCAACAAUACAAAGAUGUCUAUACUGCCCUAAAGAAGGGAAAGCUCUGUUUUUGUUGCCGCACAAGAAGAUUUUCUUUCUUCACUUGGUCCUAUACUUGUCAGUUUUGUAAAAGGCCUGUGUGUUCACAGUGCUGUAAAAAAAUGCGCCUACCGUCAAAGCCAUAUUCCACCCUUCCAAUUUUUUCCCUGGGACCUUCUGCUUUGCAGAAAGGAGAAAGCUUUAUGAGGCCUGAUAAACCUUCCAUCAGCCAUCACAGGUCACUGAAGGGCAUACCAAGGUUGUCCUCAAAGUCAAAGUCUGUAGAUAAACCAAGUGAAGAAGCACUCUUUCCAAAAGAACUCAUGGAGGACUGGAGCACCAUGGAGGUGUGUGUGGACUGCAAGAAAUUCAUUUCGGAAAUCAUUAAUUCAAGCCGCCGUAGCCUCUCUCUGGCUAACAAACGAGCCAGACUAAAAAGGAAAACACAGUCAUUCUACAUGUCAUCUCUGGGCACUUCAGAAUACUGUCCUUCUGAGAGGACUAUCAAUGAAAUCUGAGUCUUGUGCCUUUCUUUUGCUUGGUCUUCAUGAGAUCCUGAGAAAACUCAUUAAAACCAGAAUGUCUUUCUUUCUUUUGUCCUACUUGACCGUUUACAUUUGCAUUAGCUUACUGGUUUCACUGCUCUUUAUAAUUUACAAAAAGAAUCAGAAAUUGGUCUACACAGCAGGCCAGCUAAUAAACUUGUUUUACUGGAGGAAAGCAACUAUACUAGAUUGUUGUCUAUUUGUAUAUGUACAGUACAAUGUACAAAGAAAGUCUUUACUUGUAUUUUUCCCCAUUUUCCCUUAAUCGUUUUUAAGA